AUGAAGACCUCACCCGCCAUCGCCGCGCUUAUCUGUUUCAUUUUCCCCACCAUCGUACUCUCUACAUGUCUAGUCAUUGACGAACAGGGCCGCAACACCUGGAACCCCAACUGCGGCCCAGGCAACACGGCUGCCAUCCACCAGCCAAAACACCCCAAAAUAGUCCGCGACACGACUCACCGCGGGCAGCACCACCAGCACCACCACCACCUCCUCCACAACGGCAACCCGGGCGCCAUGCGCAAAUCCGUCGUCCGGCGCUCCGGUCUUGACAUUCCCGGAAACUACCUCUGUACCAACGCAGGCUGGAGCAUCAAGUCCAACUACACGGGGCCCAGCAACUCCUACUCGCUGAACGACUACUUCAACACGUUCUGCCAGUCGGCGCACGACAACGAGCUGGGGUCCGGGCGCUCGAUCUCGCUGCCGGUGCAGACGGUGAACGGCAAGGGCAGGGAGUUCUGGGUGGAUUUCACGUACGUGAAUCACAAUCGCAAGGCGGCGCAGAAGGUGAGCAAGGAGGCGUGCGUGCAGCUGUUUUCGGGGCUGUAUCUGCGGUGUCUGAUUGAGAAGUCGAAGGGGGAUGGGAAUCAUUUCAAGGGCGGGAGCACGUUUACGGAUAAUGCGGAGACGAGCGUGACGAUUAGCUGUAAUCCUCGGUCGUGUCCGAAGUUUCGAUGA
Molecule: messenger RNA, 681 nt
Organism: Ophidiomyces ophidiicola
Lineage: Eukaryota; Fungi; Ascomycota; Eurotiomycetes; Onygenales; Onygenaceae
Exons: 2
Coding region: 1-681 (226 amino acids)
Source: RefSeq, a predicted model, not a curated record